GGGCGGAGUUAAGGUCCCAGUUUACAGUUUGCCGGAAAGCUUUCUCAAUAAACAACAAAGUAAAAUACUGCUGAUGCUGGACAUUUAAAAUAAAACUGAACAACAUUAGGAUCAUUUCGACUUGAGAUGUUAACCCUCUGUUUGUGUUCACAGAUUUGGCUUGGCCUGCUGAGUAUUUCCUUUUUUAUUUUUAUGUCUUUAUUUCAGUCAGAAACAGUCAAAAGGUGGAAUCGAGAAAUCACCUCAAACCUGUCGGUGGGAAUAGACGGAAGGCUGGACCUCUGCAUUAUUUAAAAACUGACCGUUUCUUCAGUGACAAGCACCAUUUCAAUGAUUUGUUGUUGUUACCUGAUGCUGUGACCUCCCUCCCAGUAUGGCUGACUUCCUCGCUGAAUUGUGUGACACUGAUCGUUCUAACCCAUUUCCAGUGUGGGACAAUGGUAGUGUUGGGUAUUGCUUCACUCAACUUGUCCUUAAUGUGCUGCCGCACACCGCUCUGGCUCUUGCCAGCGCCUGCUAUCUUAAUACCCCUCGAUCCCGCUGGCAGAGUUUCACCUGGAGCUGGGAAUGCAGAAUUAUUAUUUCCUUCAUUCAGGUGGCUCUUUUCCUUUUUGAUGUGGUGACAAUCAUCUUUUUUCCAAAUUUAAAAACUCUGUGGCUAGAGGUGCUGGUGGACUCUGUUGCUGUGAUAGCCUGGCUUAUCCAUGGACUGGCAGUGGUUGCGCUCAGUAAGUCUCAGUAUGGCCGCUCGCUGGGUCCAGCAAUAUUGCCUUUCUUUGCAGUCCUGCCAGCCCCUGCAUUAAUUAUCAUUCUGAUAGCUGAUUGCCAGACCAGACAGAUCACAUGUUCCGAUUAUCUUUCCAGCUGGCUGAGAUUCAUUUUGAUCUGUGCAGAAUUAACUUUGCUUCUUGUCUAUCUGGUUGUGCUGGUUGCUUCCCAACCUGGAAGAGAUGAAAUGAGCCCAGAACAGCAACCACUGUUGCAAGAUCAGACUGCAGGAUCCGAAGGAGAGAUUGUGGCUGAAGAUGGAGCCAGCUGGAUCUCUCACCUUUUCUACUUCUGGAUGAAUCCUAUCAUGAAGCGUGGCUACAAGUUGCAGAUUAACCAACCCAAUGAUGUUUACCAGCUACCACUGAAACUUAGGACCCAUAAAAUUGAAGAGCAUUUUCAGAAAUGUUGGCAGAAGUGUGUUUUGGAGAAUGCAUCGAAACAGGAAAAGAAACGACACAAAUCAGAAUCUGAUGGUAAUCAGCAUAUUGAUAGCCGUCAGCAGAUUCGCAGAAGUUCUUGGCGUGAACAGCAGAGGUCUCAGGCACCCCAGAAAGAUGCCACAUCUACAAAUGUUGACAAGGAAGUGCAUCUGCUGUCUGUUUUGAAUAAAGCCUUUGGCUGUCGCUAUUACUCCCUUGGGCUGUUAAAGUUUACAGGCAGCAUGUUAGGCUUUUCAGGACCUCUUCUUUUAAACUUGCUGGUUACUUUCAUGGAGUCGGACACACAGCAAAUGAUCAAGGGUGUCUGGUAUGCACUAGGACUGUUUCUCAGCACUUUUGCGGGUGCUGUUCUUCUCAACCAGUUCAAUUACCGAGUCAUGACCAUUAGCCUGAUGGUCCGUUCAGCUAUAAUAUCUGCAAUCUACCGCAAAUCUCUGCGGGUCAACACAACAACUCUGUCCACAUUCUCCGUGGGUGAGAUUGUCAACUUCAUGAGCACUGACACAGACCGGAUUGUGAAUUUCUUUCCUAUCUUCCAUGAGGUGUGGAGCUUACCCUUUCAGUUUGGUAUCACUCUCUACCUUCUGUACCAACAGGUUGGUGUGACGUUCCUAGGAGGCCUGGUGGUAGGCUUACUACUGGUGCCACUAAACAAGGUCAUUGCCAACAUAAUUAUGGAGAAUAGCAAGAAACUUCUAGGACAUAAAGACGCAAGGGUCAAGAUGAUGACUGAGAUUCUGUUUGGAAUACGUGUAAUAAAGUUCUAUACCUGGGAGAAACAUUUCACUAAAAAAGUGGCGGAGUUCAGGGAGAAGGAGCUCAGGCGUCUAAAAGUCAUCAAGUAUUUGGAUGCAAUUUGUGUUUACAUGUGGGCUGCACUUCCUGUUGUGAUCUCCAUUCUUACUUUUGUCACCUAUGCUUUGCUGGGACACCAGCUAACUGCUGCCAAGGUGUUCACAGCCCUUGCUUUGGUGGGAAUGCUGAUUCAACCCCUAAAUAACUUCCCUUGGGUGCUGAAUGGGAUACUACAAGCAAAGGUUUCCUUGGACCGGAUCCAACGCUUUCUCCAGCUUUCUGACCAGGAUCUCAGUACCUACUAUAUGGCACGGGAACCAGAGGACCCUGACUCUGCAGUAGAACUGCAUGAUGCUUCCUUCUCUUGGAUUCCUGAAGAAACAACUGGUACCAGGCCUGAAGGCAGUUUGGAACUCCUUAACCUGAAUCUAAUGCUGAAACAGGGGGAGCUGAUAGGAGUUGUUGGAAAGGUCGGUUGUGGCAAGAGCUCCCUGAUAGCAGCGAUCUUGGGAGAACUCAACAGGCUUGAUGGGGAAGUGUAUAUCUCAACACAAAAAGAAGGCUUUGGCCUGGCAGCUCAAGAACCCUGGAUUCAGUUUACGACUAUCCGGGAAAAUAUACUUUUUGGAAAUAAGUACAAUGCUAAGCAGUACCAAGAAGUGAUUGAAGCUUGUGCACUAUCAGAGGAUCUUAACAUUCUGCCGAACGGGGAUCAGACGGAAGUUGGUGAGAGUGGAGUGACCCUCAGUGGUGGACAGAAAGCUCGUGUCGCUUUAGCAAGAGCUGUUUACAUGGGGAAAGAACUGUACCUCCUUGAUGACCCAUUAGCUGCCGUGGAUAAGGAUGUGGCCAAACACCUGCUAGAAGAAUGUAUUUUAGGAGUUUUGAAAGAUAAAACUGUCAUCCUUUGUACACAUCGGACAGAGUUUUUGGAUAAAGCCGACGUGGUAGUGUUAAUGGAAAAUGGAAGAGUUGUAAAGACAGGAGACAUCCCAUUGAAGGUGAAUUAUUGAAAACUGUCUUUCAUGAAGAAGGGUCUCGACCCGAAACGUCAGCCUUCCUGCUCCUCUGAUGCUGCUUGGCCGGCUGUGUUCAUCCAGUUCUACACCUUCAUGUUGUUGAGCCCACUACUAUGAAGGAUUUUGUGUUUUGUGUUUGUUUUCCUGCUGUCCAAUACUCAUCAUUGCGUCUUAGGGGAAAGCAUUCCAGAACCUUUGUUAAUUUUGGUUGGGUUUGUGACCUCAGUUGUCUAAUAUAGGCAGUCAGUGAUUUAUUAGCAAUUUUCUGAUGGUUUAUUAAGUUUAUUCAAAAGCAGAAGUUUAGAAAUAUUAGUUAAUUAAACAAUGAAAAGUAUACGACCACAACAAUAGGGGCUAGUUUACUGACCCCUGAGGGCAAAUAGGCGGUUAACAUGGAAUGUGUUAGUCUCUUUAAAGUUGUGAAGGCAGCAUCCUGCUCUGAAUCGGAGGGGUUAGGGAACUCUUUCCUUGGCCUUUCUCCUCCUCUUUUGGUCAUUCUUCCAUCUGGAGUGAACAGCUCUCUGAAACCAUAUUCUGCCCCUGAAGACUUGUUGAUCUACCCUAUAUCUAGGGCCAGAUACCAUACACUGUGUCCAUCAAUUGUCUGAAUCCUUUUGGUCAGUGACCAUGGGUCAGCUGCUCCUGAUGUUGGAAAACUGUUGUCCCCUUGCUCAACUCCAUUUGAAGGUGAGAACAAAACCUUCUCAUUUUCAAAAACAUUGUGCUUGUAACUGGAUAGUGCUGUGCCCAAUAAAUCUUGUGUUUACACUGGUGCAGGCUAGUUACUACUGUAAUACAGUUCAAUGAUACCUCACGCCACACGAGAAAUAACCAAUGUGAAAUUGUUUUAAAUGGGACAUCAGUUUUCAAUACUUGAUGUAACUCCUUUAGCAGACCCAUAUUUCUGUCCCAAACAGCACAGGAAGUGAGGAUAAUGGCCUGGAAGUUUAAUUUUAGUCUUUUCUGCUCAUUGCUAUACUACUUCCAGACACCGUCAUGGAGUAGGCAUUGGCAGAAUCUUCUUUCGGGACGCAUGUGAGGAUGUCUUCAUCAAUAGUGGCAUCCCUAAGAGGGCCCUGCCAGACGUGAGAAUUUUUCUGCAGCCUUGAGCUCAACUAUGUCAUCUACAGUUAGGUCAAGUCCUUUGGGAUUUUGGUAGAGGCACACAGUCUUGAGAGAUUGAACAUCUUUCACCCAUAGAACCUAGUGCUGAUUAAAAGAAGCUGGGAAGUUAUGAAUGAAUGACUUAUAAAAAAAAACACCUUUUCCAUACGUGCUAUUUUGAUUGGAGUAAUCAUUGGUUGUAUACAGUGUAUAUACUGGGAGAAUGGGCAUUGAAAAUCUAUUGUUUAGCCUGGAGGGUUCAUGAAGAUGGAUGAAAGGUGGGAUAUAGCAUGAAGGGGAUUAGGAGCCUUUGGAAGUCAAUGGAGGGGUAGAGGUUGCCAAAGGGCAUGGGUAAGACCUUUUGAAUAGACCUUUCCAAGGGUUCACUCAUCCAGGUUUGUGCUGAUGAAAACUCUCAGGGUCCAGAACCACAAGUCCUUGAAAAGCUAGUUUGACUUCUCAUAAACUUUGAGGGAUAAGGAGUUGCCAGCCUUCUCCAGAGAGCACAGGGUGUGAGUUUGUGGCCUGCACCAGCCUAUCAUCUUGUACUGGUCAAAAUCGGAAGGCACAGAGAACAUACCAGAAACCCUGGAAUCAUAUUCCAGGUGCAGUCUGUCAAAAUCCAAGGAGUCUGUCAGACCCCAUGAAAAUGUGGCCCCGUAUCGUCUGUCAUACGGUUGGCACUAGAACCACUCAACUUCUAAUGGACACCUUAACAGAACCUUUGUCAGGAUCUAUCCUGUGAUUGAACGAAAGCUUAUCCUUCAGGGGUGGAUAGCUCAGUUGGCGGCAUGACUAAUUUGUGAUGCAAAGUGAUGCCAACAGCAUAAAUUCAGUUCCGGCACCGGCUGAAGGUCCUGCCUCCUGAACCUUGCCCCUCCCGUGCAGGAAGCAGAUGGUGAUAGUCAAGGUCUGUUUGUGUGACUGGAAGCCUGCCUCCAGUGGAGUUCCACAGGGAUCAGUGUUGGGACCCUUGCUGUUUGUGGUAUACGUAAGCAAUUUAAACUUCGAUGUAAGAUGUUUAAUGAGUAAGUUCAUGGAUGAUACAAAAAUUACUGCGGUUGUAAAUAGUGGGGAGGAUAGCUUUAGAUUACGGGAGGAUAUGGUCAGGCUGGUCACAUGGGCUGAUCAGUGACAAAUGGAAUUCAAUCUGGAUAAAUAUGAAUUGAUACACUUGGUCAGGACAAACUAGGCAAGAAAUACAAGGCAAGAUACCAUGAUCACCAUCUGUGGAUAGAUCCUAUCUCACUGUCAGGACACACCCAGCAGAGGUGGUGGCACAGUGGUGUACAGUCAGGAGGCAGUUGCCUUGGGAGUCUUCAAUGUUGACACUGGACCUAAUGAACUCACAGGGCUUCAGGUUAAAUUCCCACGUACCGUCCUCUGUUUUCUGAUGAGUCAGUACUCCUCCAUGUUGAGCAGCCCUUAAGGAAGCACUGAGGAUGGGCAAGUGAACAAAACAUAGUCUGGAUUUCACUGUCCAACAUCAAGAAUGGCUCAGCAGCACCAUUCCUGACCAAGCUGGUCAAAUCCCAAAGGAUCCUCACAACCUGACUUAAGCAAAUGCAUCUCUGUGAAGGCAAAGUGCAUCUUCUCAUUGAGAAUGCCGUCCAUUGUGUGCUGUGGCACUGUCACCGUGCCCAAUGGGAUAUACUUCGAACAGAACUCAAGACCAAGCAUCCAUGAGAUGCUGUGGAUCAUCAACAACAGAAGAAUUGUACUCCACAAUCUGCAACCUCAUGGCCCAGCAUAUUUCCCACUCAACCAUUGCCAUCAAGUCAGGAGUUCACUGCUGGUUCAGUGAAGAGUGCAAAUGGGCUUGUCAGGAGCAGCACUGGGCAUAUCUCAAAAAAGGACAACUUGCAUGCCAAACAGCACAAGCAGCAAGUGAUAGACAGAGCUAAGCGAUCCCACAGCCUAUAGAUCAGAUCUAAGGUCUGCCACAUCCAGUCAUGAAUGGUGGUGGACAAGUGAACAACCCAGUCGAGGAAGCAGCUUAGCAAACAUUUCCAUCCUCAGUGAUGGGAAAAGUUUGAGUGCAAAACAUUCAGCCAGAAGUACCAAGUGGAUGAUCCAUCUCAGCCUCCUCCAGAGGCCUCCAACAUCACAGGUACCGGUCUUCAAACAAUUUGAUUCACUCCACCUGAUAUCAAGAAAUCAUAGAACCCCUACAGAGUGGAAGCAGGCCAUUUG
Molecule: messenger RNA, 6322 nt
Organism: Rhincodon typus (whale shark)
Lineage: Eukaryota; Metazoa; Chordata; Chondrichthyes; Orectolobiformes; Rhincodontidae
Product: ATP-binding cassette sub-family C member 10-like
Exons: 11
Coding region: 374-3019 (881 amino acids)
Biological process (GO): transmembrane transport
Cellular component (GO): membrane
Molecular function (GO): ATP binding; ABC-type transporter activity; ATP hydrolysis activity
Source: RefSeq, a predicted model, not a curated record